Angiostrongylus costaricensis is the source of this 610-nucleotide messenger RNA. The record is from the annotation of a GenBank genome assembly. Lineage: Eukaryota; Metazoa; Nematoda; Chromadorea; Rhabditida; Metastrongylidae.
UAAUUUCAGGUGGCCGAAAGAAAAAAAGAGAAAGCAAGGAGACGUUGAAUAUGCUGCUAAGCAACUUCUCGAACUUGGGGAUUUAACACCGAGUGCUGAGCUGUCGAAUAACUGGGCUGCGAAUAUGUUUGUGAUUGCGGAUAGGAGAACUCAAAGUGCAAUUGCUUAUGUUGGUACCCUUGGACAAACAUUCGGUUCGCGAAUUUCUGCCGGUGACAAUUUCUAUCUAAAUAAUCUAGCUCAAAUAAAACGGAAAUCUAUCCACGCAUCAGAUAGUGGAUUUCAUCGACUUCUACCAACAAUAAUGUUUAAGGAUGAUAAGAUUACUCUUGCUUACGCUGCUCCUGGUGGAGUUAUGGAAAUAUCUAAAUCUGGACCACGAACCAUUUCCGUGAUGAUCCUGAACAAAAUUGCCAAUGUGUCCAUUGACAAGGCCGUCGUUUAUCCGAUCGUAUAUCCUAAAGGAAUAGACCAUAAUAUGGCCUUUAAAGAAGGCGUGCCGUUUCUGGACCAUCUCAACAGGAAUCGCGUUAUACAGGCCACCAAGAACACAGUUGACGAGUCUGUUGCCAUCGAUGGUGAAGGUGAAAAAUUCACAUUUUUUAAAUAA